Molecule: messenger RNA, 237 nt
Organism: Cylindrotheca closterium
Lineage: Eukaryota; Bacillariophyta; Bacillariophyceae; Bacillariales; Bacillariaceae
Source: the annotation of a GenBank genome assembly
AUGUCUAGUGGAAUUGGUGUUAAAGGAACCAUUGGAAGAUGUUAUCCAUUUUAUGCUGACCUUCGCAAAUGCGUCGGAAAGAAAGAUGUGGAUAGCCCAACGGCAAUGUGCUGGCAGGAAAAUGAGGAUUACUUUGAAUGCCUUCACGGAUUCAAGGAAAAGAAGCGCAUCAUGCAAGUGGCUGCAGAACGUAAACGACGAGAGAAGCUCGGAGAGUCAUUUGAAAUUGACAAGUAG